Messenger RNA from Austrofundulus limnaeus, 2010 nucleotides. Its product is annotated as E3 ubiquitin-protein ligase CIP8. The coding region runs from base 358 to 1533 and encodes 391 amino acids. NCBI's taxonomy places the organism in Eukaryota, Metazoa, Chordata, Actinopteri, Cyprinodontiformes, Rivulidae. Gene Ontology annotation, cellular component: nucleus. The transcript is spliced from 11 exons. The record is from RefSeq and is a predicted model, not a curated record. Gene Ontology annotation, molecular function: ubiquitin protein ligase activity. Gene Ontology annotation, biological process: ubiquitin-dependent protein catabolic process.
ACCGGAAGUUUUGUGUUUAUUGUGAAAGGAUUCUUGAGCAGCAGGUCAACAUGAGAGUGUCCGUUAACAAACCAAGAAAAGGCUGAAGUUUGAAGAGGCUAACUUAGUUAGCAUGUUUGCUAACUGAGCUAACUCACCGGAGCCGGUUCUUGUGGGUUCGGACUCCGUUUAAAACUAAACUUUCUUCAAUGGACUAAGAUGCUAAUUCGGGUUCAAUUAAGCUCAGAUUCAGUUAGCUGAUUCUGUCUGUUCAAAUGGGCCGUUCUUCAUCAUCUUCAUCAUCAUCAUGUUGAUUUGAGUCCGGAUCAGGACUUUCUAAUCCGUUUUUGGGACCAGGUAUCCGUUCAGGAGGAGGCCAUGGCUGACGGGAUCACUUCCAGUCCCUGUUCGUCAGAACCGGACAGUCCAAUAGGUCUGAACCGAGGAUGCUUGCUGAGGCCUGGAGAAGAUCAGGACCUGGACCAGGACCUGACCUGGCUCGUCCCGGAAACCCCCAGCCCUCAGCUCAGGACGCGGAGGAGACGUUGUAACAUGGAGACACGCAGCAGCUCUGUGGCGCCGGCCGGCUCUGCAGAACCGGAUCGACCCGUCAGCAGCAAGGGGAACGUUUCACGUAAACCCAAACGCCGGCGUCUGGUGGAGCCAAGCGCCAGCUUCGUUCCCGCCUCCUGCCUGCAGACUUUUCCUCUGGGGAACUGGGUGGAAGCCCCCUCCUCAUCUUCAUCAUCAGCCCCCUCCUCCUCCUCCUCCUCCCACUCGCCACAGUCCAUCCUCAUGUGGAGGCAGGCCCAGACAAAGGCUCCGCCCUCCCCCUCACCUGCCGCAGCGUCCGGCUCCGACUCUCUGACCUUCCUCACCGAUGAGGAGAGAAGAUGGCUGAACGGCGAGGACUUCUCACCAGCAGUGGCGGCGGAGCAGAUCGUCAUCAGCGACGAUGAAGAGGCGGUGGUCCGCUCGCUGCAGCUGGAGGCAGAUGAGGCUCUGGCUCGAAGCCUACAGGCUCAGUUUGAUCAGGAGGAGUCACACAGCAGAUAUCAUCAUCAUUUUCAUCAUCAUCAUCAUCAGAGCGACCCGACUUUUCAGUUUUACUCGAGGCCCAGUUGGAUGUCCCAGGUUCUGGCUUCUGUCUCUCCUCUGGUGAGCCUGGAGGACGAUCUGAUUGGUCAGGCCAGGCGAUGGGGGCGGGGCAGAAGGAGGAACAACUCACCAGAGUUUUCAGACGAUCUUCAGGGAAACAACUACGAGGCUCUCCUGGACUUCGAGGAGCGUCAGGGCGCCGUCGUGUCCAAGAAGAUGUCCCGCAGGGAAAUCCAGAGGUUUCCCACCAAAACCUUCCGCUCUGCGACCAGCGGGAACCCGCAGUGUCAGAUCUGUUUCUGUGACUACGCUGACGGAGAGAAGCUGAGGAUGCUGCCCUGUUUCCAUGACUACCACAUGGGGUGCAUCGACCGGUGGCUGAAGGACAACAACACCUGUCCCAUCUGCAGAGUUAAACUGUCAGACGAGGGCUUGCUGACCCCCACGUCCCUCUGACAGCACGACUCAGCGUUUUACAGCACGACUCAGCCUUUUACAGCACGACUCAGCGUUUUAAAGAUCGACUCAGCGUUUUAAAGAUCGACUCGGCGUUUUACAACAUGACUCGGCAUUUUACAACAUGACUCGGUGUCUCUGUUAUUAAUGUUUUUAUUCUUUCGGCACUGAUGGACUCAUGGUGCCGCUUCUUCAGGGCCCGGUUCUACCUCAGGUGUUACUGUUCCUCAGGACCCGGUCUGCCCCGGGUUCUGGGCCGACCCGCAGCUCUGACGCCACCUUUGGUCCAGUCCGAGGGAGAACCUCCUGCUGCUCUCUGAUUGGUGGAUCAGAACUUGUUCUUCAGGUCCAGUCAGGUUCUUUUUAUGUUCAUCUGAAUUUGUUCAGAUUAUUCCUUUAAAAACAACAAAGCUUUGAUAAAAUCGACUUGUUUUUCCACAAACUGUUAAAUUUGAAUAAAAAGAGUUUAAAACUUUU